Rhodofomes roseus is the source of this 2590-nucleotide messenger RNA. RefSeq names its product exonuclease V a 5' deoxyribonuclease-domain-containing protein. Gene Ontology annotation, molecular function: single-stranded DNA 5'-3' DNA exonuclease activity. Lineage: Eukaryota; Fungi; Basidiomycota; Agaricomycetes; Polyporales; Fomitopsidaceae. The coding region runs from base 137 to 2242 and encodes 701 amino acids. The transcript is spliced from 8 exons. The record is from RefSeq and is a predicted model, not a curated record. Gene Ontology annotation, cellular component: mitochondrion; nucleus. Gene Ontology annotation, biological process: interstrand cross-link repair.
CUGCAGGCCUGCCACCGCGGCGUGCAGCGGGCGUCCCGUUGUCUGCGUCUCGUGAUCGCGACAACACGCGUCGCGUCGACGGUUCGUUGAAGGGGCGACUGUUUUUGUUCCCGACGCUCAGGGGCCGUGGUCCCGUAUGUCAGCAAUAGAAGACGAAUACGAUGCAUAUUACUCGCCGUUGGACCUCGAAGGCGUCUGCCUGUCUCAGAGUCCUCGGCACGCCGCAGACAGCCCACCGCCCGCGGUCUCGGAACCUGCUUCACAGUCUACGGCACCUGAAACUUCCGACGAGUUUGACGCAUAUGACUUCUCAGAAUUCACGGCUACAGACUUUGCGCAAAUUGACGCUGCGCUCGUCGGUGACGCAGCCUCGGUAUCGACCACCACAUGCGCGCCGAACAGCGACCACAACAGCAACAAGCCAGGAGGUCCUGCGAUUGAAAUCAGGUUGGAAGCUGAACUUGCUGACCGUUCUACUCUUGUGAAGGCACCAUCGAAGGAAGUACCGCUCCGACCGCCAAUGCGCGAUACCCGGAGCCCCUUCCAACGCUUUCGCAAGUGGAAUAAGCACUUCUCUGUGUCUGAUUUAGUGGGUCCAGCUUGGUGUGAGGUUCAAUUUGAUUAUGGCCUUCGACAGAAGCGGCACUUGAAGCCUGAGCAGAGACCUGAUGCUUUCGUGACGGAUGAUGGCAAGACGAUCAAUGUCGACAAAGGUGUCGCGCAGCAGAAUCAUCGUGUUAUUACCCGUGGCCAGUCGGUCCAUAAAGUUUUGGAGCGUGAGGUGCGGCCGGAGGAAGUUCCUGUUGAGAUCACGACAUCAGAGGAACGCUGGGGCGUACGCCUCGUGAACAUGCUGGCUAGCUUGGACCUGCUCAUGGAAUCCGGCCUCUCUCGCGAAAUGCCCGUGUUUGGCAUCAUUCAUAAUCAGAUCGUCGUUGGGAUCAUCGACGAGUUAGUUCGCAAACCCACGCCGACACCACCCGCAGAGCAAAGACGGCGAAGAGGUCGGCCUCCUGGCAGCGGCAAGGGUCUCAAUAAGCGCGCUUCUCCGGCCACGCCGACGAAGGGCGGGAACAAGAAGUCGCGGCGCACCCCCGAGCUUUCGCAACCACAGCUUACAUCGUACUUCCAUGCAGCCGUACAAGCGCCAGAGCGCGAUGACUUCGAGUCUGCCUUCCCUACACGUUCUCCCGCUGAUGACAUUCAGCCGAGUCGCCCUGGCGCAAACGAUGAUGGACAACCCAUCGUAGCGCCUCCUUCCUCGUACAUGUUGCAUAUCUCGGACACGAAGACUCGACGCACACCCAGUCUUCCUCCUGAAGAAGACACUCUAUCAUCUCGCCUACAGCUUAUGCUGUACCAUCGUUUACUGAGCAGCCUCCUUCGAUCCCCACCAUCACCGACGUCACAGAACAGCCCACAACCAUCAACAGACACGUUUCCGCCGCCCAUCGACUUCCCCGCGAUAUGGAAGAGGCUCGGCCUCGAUCCUCAACGGACGUUCUCCGCUGCCUUCAUGCGCGACGCCGGCCUGCAAGCCAUCAAAUGCCUCGACGACCUCGUCGCGGCAUGGUACCACGCCGUCUCCGCGCUGAAUGUAUCCGGUGUCGACCGGACGCUCACUCUCGUCUACCGCCUGCAGCCUUCUCACUCGCAGAAGGCGAAGGCCGCUUUUGAUCAGGAGGCGGUUGACUUGGCUCGUGCAAUCGAGGCGAGUCUGAAUGAAGCGCCGCGCGCGUGGGCCGGUGGGGACGAGCAGCUUGCGAAGGCGAUCACGGAGAACAUCAAGGGGGCUACGCUCGAAGGCGGGCGGGAUGCUUUCGCGGAAGCUGUAGGCGCGGUGCCAGAUACGUUGACUCCGAGCGCGGAGGAGCUGGAUGAAGGAGAGAAGACACCGCGUCGAGAGGCGACGGUUGCUCUGGACAGCGAGGAAAAGCCCUCUGACUCGCGCGAGACGAGCAAGCAACCUCAAGAGAGCGACUCGGACGGGGAGGGGAUGCAGAUCACCGCAGCCGAACUUGACGUCGAAGCGCGCAUUCUCGGAUCCAAGGAGUUCGCGGUCGAUGACAAGAUGUUGGACGACUAUCUCGACAACAUUCUGCAGUGGUGGCUCGGGCAGCGGCCGCCGAGAGGCGUGGACAUCGAGCUGACUCGGCGGUGCUUGAACUGUGAAUAUGUCGAGGGCUGCGAGUGGCGCGCGCAGAAAGCGAUGGAAACCCGACAGAGCACCUUGCAUACAUAACUGUCUGCUUGGGUCAUGUAAGAUCAAUGUUACGGUGUGUUAUUACUCAUUCAAUGUACGGGUCGUUGGAAAUUACGGACAUGUAGGCUAUGUACAGGUAGCACCUCGCACUGUCGUUUUACUCUCAUUACAAUUCUACAUCCAUGAACCUUGACAGCUAUCGACACUCGUACACUGGCAGUCCACAGUAAAUAAAUAAAAAGUACUUUCCGGACGCUCGAGUACGUCCUAGCCCAAAAACCUACCCAAGGAGUAUUCAAUGCUCUCGAGCACCGCUUUAUCGCCUUAGCCCUGAGAUGAGCACCAUGGACUCAACAACGCUGAGUCCCGCAAGUAUUUGGAGAUCCU